ACUGUUUCAAAGAUUCUUCAUCUGCUUUCGUCCCAAAUCAAGAUUCAGGGAUAAUACAGUAAUUUUAUAAGCGAUGGCCGGAGGUGGUGGUGGUGGUGGAGCAAAAGCCGACGAGCCGGCGCCACACCCACCAAAAGAUCAGCUUCCAAAUGUUUCCUACUGCAUUACAAGUCCACCUCCAUGGCCUGAGGCUAUACUACUUGGUUUUCAGCAUUAUAUAGUAAUGCUUGGUACAACGGUUAUCAUUCCUACAGCUCUGGUUCCUCAAAUGGGAGGUGGAAAUGAGGAGAAAGCAAAAGUGAUCCAAACUCUGCUUUUCGUUGCUGGAUUGAACACGUUGUUGCAAACUAUGUUUGGGACUCGGUUGCCUGCUGUGAUCGGGGGUUCAUAUACUUUCGUUGCACCCACGAUCUCGAUUAUAUUAUCUAGUCGAUGGAGCGAUCCUGAUCCUAUCGUGAGAUUCAAGAAAACGAUGCGUGCAAUCCAGGGUGCUAUGAUUGUCGCUUCGACGCUUCAAAUCGUUCUAGGUUUCAGCGGUUUAUGGCGAAAUAUUUCUAGGUUCUUGAGUCCACUUUCAGCUGUUCCGUUGGUUGCUCUUGCUGGUUUUGGGCUAUAUGAAUUUGGAUUCCCCGGGAUUGCCAGAUGUGUCGAGAUUGGGCUGCCUCAGCUCAUAUUUCUGAUCAUUCUGUCUCAGUAUCUACCCCAUUUGAUACAUUCGGGAAGGAACAUCUUUGAUCGUUUUGCUGUUGUGAUCUCUAUUGCAAUCGUUUGGAUUUAUGCUCACUUACUUACGGUUGGUGGUGCCUACAACCAUGCAGCACCCAAGACCCAAACAAGCUGUCGGACGGAUCGUGCUGGACUUAUUGAUGCGGCUCCCUGGAUAAGAGUUCCGUAUCCAUUUCAAUGGGGUGCACCCUCGUUCGAUGCUGGUGAAGCCUUUGCUAUGAUGUUGACUACUCUUGUUACGCUUUUGGAGUCCACUGGCGGGUUCAUUGCGGUUUCGAGGUAUGCAAGUGCAACUCCGAUGCCUCCAUCCAUUCUAAGUCGCGGUGUUGGUUGGCAGGGAGUCGGCAUUUUGUUGUCGGGCGUGUUCGGAACCGUUAAUGGAUCUUCGGUAUCUAUUGAGAAUGCCGGUCUUUUGGCAUUGACCCGUGUGGGUAGUCGAAGAGUGGUACAGAUCUCGGCCGGAUUCAUGAUCUUCUUUUCGAUUCUUGGGAAAUUCGGAGCACUUUUUGCCUCAAUUCCGGUACCCAUUUUCGCUGCUCUGUAUUGCCUUUUCUUUGCUUAUGUGGGCUCGGCUGGUCUGAGCUACCUGCAAUUCUGCAACCUCAACAGUUUCAGAACGAAGUUCAUACUCGGAUUUUCUUUCUUUCUGGGCUUGUCCGUGCCCCAGUACUUCAACGAGUACGAAGCUAUUAACGGUUAUGGUCCGGUCCACACGUCUGCAAGAUGGUUCAACAACAUGGUGAACGUUCCUUUCUCGUCCGAGGCCUUUGUAGCUGGCAUUUUGGCGUAUUUUCUGGACAACACGAUUCACAAGAAGGACGGUUCAAUAAGGAAAGACCGUGGAAAGCAUUGGUGGGAUAAGUUCCAUUCAUUCAAGACCGACCCGAGAACCGAAGAGUUCUAUUCGUUGCCCUUCAAUCUCAACAAAUACUUCCCAUCUGUGUGAAAAGGCACCUUGUUAGAUGUUUUAGUUAAAUAUCGAACUUCAAUCCGAUCGAAUCCGUUCGUUAAUUAAUUUGUUCUUUUGUCACUGUAAAUUUGACGGAUGCGAAAG
This is a messenger RNA of Cynara cardunculus var. scolymus (artichoke), 1780 nucleotides long. Its product is annotated as nucleobase-ascorbate transporter 6-like. Bases 74 to 1672 code for a protein of 532 amino acids. Gene Ontology annotation, cellular component: membrane; plasmodesma. Gene Ontology annotation, biological process: transmembrane transport. The record is from RefSeq and is a predicted model, not a curated record. The transcript is spliced from 15 exons. NCBI's taxonomy places the organism in Eukaryota, Viridiplantae, Streptophyta, Magnoliopsida, Asterales, Asteraceae. Gene Ontology annotation, molecular function: transmembrane transporter activity.